Didymella exigua CBS 183.55 is the source of this 5636-nucleotide messenger RNA. RefSeq names its product AAA-domain-containing protein. Bases 393 to 5636 code for a protein of 1747 amino acids. Gene Ontology annotation, cellular component: nucleus. NCBI's taxonomy places the organism in Eukaryota, Fungi, Ascomycota, Dothideomycetes, Pleosporales, Didymellaceae. Gene Ontology annotation, biological process: positive regulation of transcription by RNA polymerase II. The record is from RefSeq and is a predicted model, not a curated record. The transcript has 2 exons. Gene Ontology annotation, molecular function: ATP binding; chromatin binding; ATP hydrolysis activity.
UGUAGGAUAUAGUACGAUUCAGAUACCCAAAAGCCCGUUUUCACCAGCUUCCAGGUGUUGCUGAAAAGAUAAUAAUAGUUUACAAGGGACUAUGUGUCAGCACUUCAGUGUCACAUACACCACACCUUAGAGAUACUCGACCUUUAUGUUGAACAUCGAACCGUUCCUAUGAAGCAAGCAGAGUCAAAAUUCAUUCGUCACCAAGAAUAUAUUCGUAGCAGUCCAGAUCAUUGCCAAGUGAAGUUUCACCGCGUGGACCCUUCGUGGUGAUGAGGUGUGGCCAGUCGAUCCCAGGCUGUCCAACUCAACACAACACCCGCUGCCCGCGCAGCAUUGCUUAGUCAUACAUAUAAAUAUCCACAACGCCUGUAGACAGAUUCACUGCUCAAUCGAUGGAUGUCCGAAUUCAGUUGUUAGACGUGUUUGGCAGCCGACUUUUAGUCGUCGCAAAUGACCAACCUUGGAAUUUCCGGAGGCGACGUCGAUGCACUGAGCGACACCACUACGGCAUAGUAAUAAGCUGGGAACAUUGUCACCGCGGCGCAAGCGCAUUCACCGUGACCGCACCGUGCGCUCGUUCACUUACAGCUGCCUCAGAACGCCUCACCGCACCCACCCCCAUGUCUAACCGCACGAAGCGCAAGUUCGAUCUUGACCCCACUGCUUCCGACCCGGAGGACGACGACUACGACGACGUCGACCGCGCGCCUCCACAGCGUCGCCGCCAAAAUCGAACACCGGGGACGAAGAAGGCAGGCAACAAGCGCCAGCGCCGCAUCUACAACGGCUCUGACAUUGACGACGACGACGAAGACGUCAUCGAAGACGACUCCUUCACGGAACGCUCCGAGUCUGAGGAGCCAGAAGUCAACCCUACAACAGGCCGCAGCGUGCGCCGCGCGACAAAGAAGCAGGUCACGUACGAGGAGAGCGACGAAGACGAGAUAGAAGACACGGCUUCGGACAGCGAGGACAAGAAGCUUCGAAACACAGGCUGGCGGCGAGCAGCUAAGCCAUCGAUCGAAGAGGUCGACAAACCAUCGCUCAUCGUCAAGCUCAAGAUGCCUGAGAAUGCCUUUGGUCGUGCCCUGCGCGCGCGUACUGGUAGCAAAUCCACCGCUCCUACAACACGUGGAAGGACGCCUGAAGUCGGCAUCACACGGCGCAGCAGCCGUCUCUCGCACGACGUAGAAGCGCCCAUGGUGGCCCUUUCCGACUCUGGCAAACACGCAAACGUCGUCCGAGAAGGCACGCGAACACCCGAGCCACCCACCGCCCGUGCUACUAGAGGUGGCAAGGGCCCGAGAAUCCAGGCUCCAAGCACCAUCGAAGAAGCCUCCCAGGAGGUCUCGAUGAUCCGUGACGAAGGCGAAGACGACAGCUCAGGCCCACUUGACCGGCUUCUUACAGGCGCACAGAUGCAAGUGGAGUCUAGCGCACCAGGUUCACCAGGACAUGAUGCCCAAGGAACGAAAGAGGAAGAGGAUGAUGAAGAAGGCAUGGAGGGCGUGAUCCAAGAGUCACAGCACGACCGUGCUGCUGAGGAAGACUCUGACGAGGAAGAGGGACCCAUCACACGAGGUGGCCGCAAUCUGCGAUCGCGAGCGACAUCCCAGAAGCGCAAGCGCGGUGCAGGCGAGAGCAGCGACUUCGAGCCCGUCGAUGUCGACGCUGAGGGCGAGGAUGAGGAGAUGUCAGAGUCUGAUCAUGGUAAAGGCAAAGGUGCAGCGUCUGACAGCGCCUCAGGGUCUGCUCGCAAGACUAGGGGUCGAACACGGCAGUCUCAACGAAGUAGGCGCACUUCAUCAGACGAAGAGUCGGCUUUAGACGACGACGAGCUACAGGAUGAACUGCAGGAGCUGGGCACACACAAGUGCCGCCGCCUAAGCAGGCGUGUGCCUGACAAGGAUCUCUCCUACGAAACUGGUCCCAGGAGGCGAGAGCGCAGGACCGUUGACUACAGAGUUGUUCGUCCUGAGCUCAACGCAGUGUUUGAAAAUGAGGACGAAGACGGGCCAGCGCCAUUAGCCAGCAAGUCACGUUCCAAGGCAGGCGCCGGGGCUGUGUCGUUGUUCAGCAACCAGGGUCCGUUCGGUGGUGGUCAGAUUGGCUUUGGGCAAGACGAUGACUCCGAUAGCAGCGAUGAGGAAGUGCAGAAGAUGCCCAGACAUUUCGGUAGCAUAGUUGGCAUGACGCCCACAGCAGCAACAGCACCAGGCUUCGGUGCCUUUCCGCAGGGCCACAACAACUCUGCACAACAAGACAAAGGCUCCGGCGGCGGACCUGCAAACUUCGGCAAGAUCAAGGACAAGAAGGCUCUGGCUGAUGCCGACCCGCUUGGAGUGGAUCCCAAUGUCAACUUUGAUGGUGUCGGUGGUCUGGACGAUCAUAUCAACAAGCUCAAGGAGAUGAUCAUGCUUCCCUUGCUAUACCCUGAGGUCUUUCAGCGCUUCAAGAUCACACCGCCUCGAGGUGUGUUGUUCCACGGACCCCCCGGUACCGGUAAAACAUUGCUCGCUCGUGCUCUGGCCUCCAGCGUUAGCUCGCACGGCCAGAAGGUUACCUUCUAUAUGCGCAAGGGUGCAGAUGCUCUGAGCAAGUGGGUUGGUGAAGCUGAAAAGCAACUUCGCACGCUGUUCGAGGAAGCUCGCAAGACUCAGCCCAGUAUUAUCUUCUUCGACGAAAUCGAUGGUUUGGCACCUGUCAGAUCCAGCAAGCAGGAGCAGAUCCAUGCAUCCAUUGUCGCGACUCUACUUGCGCUCAUGGACGGUAUGGAUGGCCGUGGACAAGUCGUUGUCAUUGGCGCAACAAACAGACCCGACUCCGUCGACAAUGCGUUGCGUCGCCCGGGUCGAUUCGAUCGUGAGUUUUACUUCCCGCUGCCCAACGUCGUGGGGCGACGUGCUAUUCUUGACAUCCACACCAAGAACUGGGAUCCACCACUUGACCCUAAGAUGAAAGACUCACUGGCGGAACUGACCAAGGGCUAUGGAGGUGCCGACCUGCGCGCCCUUUGCACGGAAGCUGCCUUGAACGCUGUACAGGGCACCUACCCGCAGAUCUACCAGUCUGAGAAGAAGCUGCUCAUCCACCCUAGCGAAAUCAAGGUUCUCGCCAAAGAUUUCAUGGUUUCAGUAAACAAGAUGGUUCCUUCCUCGCAACGGACUGCUACAGCUGCCGCCAAUCCCUUGCCCAAACUUAUUGAGCCCCUGCUACGGAAGCCGCUAGCAGAUAUCAUCAAGCGCAUCAACGAGCUUAUUCCCCGGAGGAAAGUGCUUACUGCACUUGAGGAAGCCGAGUACGAUGAUCGCGAGGACGAGAAAGGAUUCGAGCGUGAGAACACAAUGCGCAAUUUCGAAACCAGCAGAAUAUUCAGACCCCGACUUCUCAUCACCGGUUUACAGGGGAUGGGUCAACAAUAUCUGGGUGCUGCUCUGCUCAGCAAGAUUGAAGGCCUCCACGUGCAAUCGUUCGAUCUCCCAACCAUCUUGGAAGACUCCACACGGUCUCCUGAAGCUGCUAUCACCCAGUUGUUCACCGAAGUUCGACGUCAUAAGCCCAGCGUGAUCUACAUCCCAGCCGUGGACGUAUGGUACAACACGCUGCCUCCAGCAGCCACCAAAACCUUCAAGCUAUUGCUGCGUAGCAUCGGUGCCAACGAACCAAUUAUGGUACUAGGUGUGAUGGAACUCGAGACUCCAGAAGACAAACCUGACCGCCAAAUGAUGGUCGACCUCUUUGGCUUCUCCCUCAACAAUCAGUUCGAUUUGCAACGCCCCGAUCAAGAAUGUCGCUCGGAGUUCUUCAGCUCUAUCAGCCAGUAUAUUCGGAUGUCUCCCGCCGAUUUCCCAGACCUUGAGAAUAGGAAGAAGCGCGUCUUGCCAGUCUUGGAGCCUGCGCCUGUUGUUGAACCCGUACUUGAUCCCAAGGAAAUAGCUGCUCGGGAAAAGGCGCAACGGAAGCAGGAUGCACUGACGCUCAACAAGUUGAAGAGUCUCAUCCAACCGAUCAUGGACAACUUGAAAAAGAAGCACAGGAGGUUCUUCAAGCCUGUGCUUGACCCAUCUUGGUGGUCAUACCUGCUUGACGAACAAAACCCGAACCGUGUCACCAGUGACUUGGAUCGAGAGCAACAAGAGGCAGAAGGCAUGACACGACCUUGGGAGACAUCAGCGGACAGCAAGGGCGUAGGUGUGCUGCUGCACGUCGAAAGCGGGAACAAGUACUACAACCUUGAUCUGUCACAGAUCGAGCAACGUCUGUCGAAUGGUUACUACAAACGUCCUAAGGACUUCUUGUUCGACGUCAAGACUCUUGCGAAAGACUCCAAAACUUUCCAGGACGCAGAACGCACACUCAGGGCGAACGAAAUGGUCGCGAACGUGGAGGUUGAUAUCGACUCUUGGUUCACCGGCAAUGACGCUCAAUAUCCAUGGUUGACAAAGGAGUGUGACGCGCUGUAUGAGCGAGAAUUGCUACGUGCCAAGAAGGCACAGGAGAAGCGCAAGAAAGCAAUUAGAGACGGCAAGGAGGUGCCUCCCGAAGUCGCGCCAGUGCCUCCCGAGCAAUCGCUUACUACGACUGAGAACGCAUCUGGGCCGAUCGUACUCGGCGAGCCCAUACCUCGAUUCCCUCCUGUCACGCCUGUACGUGGACUUCACGACCAGUCCUUGUCAAACGGCACAAGUGCAGUUGACAGUAGAGAGCAUUCGCAUCAGAAUGGAUCAACUGUCCCAUCGCGGGUGGCAGAUGAGGAUUCAAUCAUGCCCGACAGUCAGCAUGAUGUUACUGCUAGUACACAGGCUGACCUCCAGUUCCAAACACCUAGUAGGCCGAACACGCAGCUGACACAGAAGUCGCAAGUGUCAGCUCGUACAUUCGUUAACCCCAACAUGCCUCUCCACGACUACUACAACAGUGCCAGCACCACUACAUCUGGCAACCAGACUUCGAAGCGUUCUUCAGACAACAAGUUUGGCACUCAGAGCAGCAACAGUGUCAGCAUCGCAGGCUUGCCAGACUUGGUAGCUCCCGCUGGCGGGUCGCAACUUCCGGACACACAAGGUGCGCCAGAGUCUUUCUACCGUCGAUUUGAACUCGAUCCUCCUCUUUCCCCGGAGUACUCGGCUAACUCGAGUUUCGACACAGAGCAGCACUUCCCCAGCCAGCGUUCCGGGUCGCCGCGAUCGCAGACCUCACAGCCGUCGCAGUCGUCUCAAAUGCCUGCGCCCGCACCACCAGCACACAAGUCGAACAUCGUCGAUAUCCUCGCCGAGCCUCAGCCCGAGCCUCAAGUCAUCCUCGAAGACGCUUCGCUUGUACAGCUUCACAGCAAGCUCGUCAGCUCGUCAUCAGGCUGCUCGCUCGAGCAACUAGAACAAGUCAACGCCGCGCUCAUGGACACCAUCUGGGCACACCGCAGAGAAUACAACCGCAACAAGGUCAUUAACGCCGUUGCGGAAGCGUUCAACGUCAUCAUCGAAGAUAUCGAUGCCAUGCAGAAGAUCCUCCAACAGAGUCAGGAGUUGGUGGAGCAGCAGCCCAUGCAUUACGAGUUCGAUGCUAGCCAACGGGGACCUUAUACGCAGGGCCCGGGUACUGGGUACUACUCUGCGCAAGGAGCCUCGCAGAGAUAG